Molecule: messenger RNA, 2102 nt
Organism: Rattus norvegicus (Norway rat)
Lineage: Eukaryota; Metazoa; Chordata; Mammalia; Rodentia; Muridae
Gene: Nat1
Product: N-acetyltransferase 1
Exons: 1
Coding region: 478-1350 (290 amino acids)
Cellular component (GO): cytoplasm
Molecular function (GO): arylamine N-acetyltransferase activity; N-hydroxyarylamine O-acetyltransferase activity; acetyltransferase activity
Source: RefSeq, marked validated
GUUCAGUGAAGGGAUGACUUGGUCAAUCAGUGUAGCUCAUUCAGUAAGGAGCCUCAUAGAGCAUCCAGUGCAGUGAUGAAUGGGUCACUCGCCAUGGCAUUCUCUAGUGUGUAAGUCUCCCAUUUUUGUGAAUAACUGUUUGAAAGAUUAUUUUGGCAAUAUCUACCUUUCAUCACCAAGGUAACCACAUCUAAUCUCUCUUUUGACUGGUCAUUUAGCCUUAUUUUCUACCUCAAAAACUUGAAAGAUACAAGGAAUAACAAAACUUUCCUCUAAGGCUCUCUGAGAGUAUUUAAUGAACAGCAGGUAAAAGCAAGCCAGGCUGUAGAGGUGACAUGAUUGCCUAGGAGCUAUGUAGAGGCAUCUUUCAUGUAUACACGUUAACAACACAUUCGAACUACAGUUAGCUGACUCUGGGACACCCAGAAGAAUUGAUGUCAUGUUUGUCUGCUUUCAUCCUGUUUGCCUUAGGGAGCCAUGGACAUCGAAGCAUACUUCGAAAGGAUUGGUUACAAGAACUCAGUGAAUAAGUUGGACUUGGCCACAUUAACUGAAGUUCUUCAACACCAGAUGCGAGCAGUUCCUUUUGAGAAUCUUAGUAUGCACUGUGGAGAAGCCAUGUGUCUGGGCUUAGAGGCCACUUUUGACCACAUAGUAAGGAAAAAGCGGGGUGGGUGGUGUCUCCAGGUUAAUCAUCUGCUGUACUGGGCUCUGACCAAAAUGGGUUUUGAAACCACAAUGUUGGGAGGAUAUGUUUACAUAACUCCAGUCAACAAAUAUAGCAGUGAAAUGGUCCACCUUCUAGUACAAGUGACCAUCAGUGACAGGAACUACAUUGUGGAUUCUGCCUAUGGAAGCUCCUACCAGAUGUGGGAGCCUCUGGAAUUAACCUCAGGGAAGGAUCAGCCUCAGGUGCCUGCCAUCUUUCGUUUGACAGAAGAGAAUGGAACCUGGUACUUGGACCAAAUCAGAAGAGAGCAGGAUGUUCCAAACCAAGAGUUUGUUAACUCGGACCUCCUUGAAAAGAGCAAAUAUCGAAAAAUCUAUUCCUUUACUCUUGAGCCCCGCACUAUUGAGGAUUUUGAAUAUGUGAAUACCUACCUUCAGACAUCGCCAGCCUCUGUGUUUGUAAGCACAUCGUUCUGUUCCUUGCAGACCUCAGAAGGGGUUUGCUGUUUAAUUGGUUCCACCCUUACAAGUAGGAGAUUCAGUUAUAAGGACAAUGUAGAUCUGGUUGAGUUUAAGAGUCUGACUGAGGAAGAAAUAGAAGAUGUACUGAAAACCACAUUUGGCAUUUCUUUGGAGAAAAAGUUUGUGCCCAAACAUGGCGAACUCGUUUUUACUAUUUAGGGUAAAUUGUUCUCCAUUAUUAUCUCAGUCUUAAACAUUCUAAAAAUAUGCAAAUACAUAUCCAUAACAGAAAUCGCACAGCUCAAUAUUGAUCAACUAAUGACCUGUAUCUUCUAUUUCCUACAUUUUAUACAAAACGAAACCCAGUUGUCCUGUCAUUUCACCAAUAAAAAUACCGCCAGUUAUAAUGAAAUAAACCUGAUCAUGGAUGUAACGACAAUCCUCUCAACAUUAAUCAACAAAAAUUACUUAUCGAAGAGGUGGCGAUCUUGGGAGCCAUAUUCAUUUACAAACCUCUCAACAUCAUUUUAUGGUUGAACUCAGAUGAAAAAUGAAUGAAUAUGAAUGAUCAGAGAACAGCAGGAAGUAAAGUCAGGCAGACUAAAUCUGAGGUCCAAGGUUUACAAGAAACCACCCGUACAACUUAGGAUUAGAAUAAAGCAAAGAAGAAUGAACCAUCAUUACAGGUCCAGGUAACUUCCCAGUCCUCAAAACAGAACUCACGCCAGUGGACCUGGGCUCUGGGAUUAGGUGCCAAGACAAUGACACGGCUUAGAAGGCUUAGAAUUUCUUCCAGAGAUAAUUUUGCAGACACAGUUCUUUUUGUAUCUGAUUUUUUUUUAACUAUGAGAAUACUGGUAUUAAGUGAUUUAUACCUUAUAUAUAAUAAUCUUUGUAGCCUAUAAUAUAUGUUUCUUGGAAAAACAUUAUUUGUCAAGUAUAUUAAGUGUUAAAUAUAUAUUAACAUUAUA